CUAAAAACACGUCAAACACCAACAUUUGUUCAUAUCGACAAAAAGUGCCUCAGCUGACAGAGGCUGAUUUAGAGAAGAAGGAUCACACAUCUGUUACGUUUGACCCACAAAACUCAGAAAAGAGACAAACUGCUGGAGGAAAAUAAUUCAUCUGACAGCAAAGAUGCAGUGGAGUCUGAUUCUGCUCUUCCUGAUGGCUCAGUGUUGUUUCAUGGACUGUCAGCUCUAUGAGUUUCACUACAUUAAAGAGGAAAAGACCUGGACUGAAGCUCAGCAGUACUGCAGAGAGAAACACACUGACCUGGUCACAGUGACUAACAUGAAGGACAUGAAGAGACUCAUCAAGAUUUCAGAUGGAGAUCAGAGUGAAGCUUGGAUUGGUCUGUAUAAUCAAACACAUGGUACCAGAACAUGGUACUGGUCUCUGCCUGGAGUGGAGUUUAAUGAAAGUGAGACAAACUGGAACCCAGGAGAACCAAAUGAUGGAGGAUCUCAAGGAUCUCAGAACUGUGUGAUUGUGAAUAAUAAUCUCAAAUGGAAAGACACCGGCUGCCUUAAUCAGCAUAUUUUCAUCUGCUACAAUGAAACUAAUACAACCCAUAAAUAUCACUUGAUCAGAGAGCAGAAGUCCUGGCUGGAAGCUCAGAGUUACUGCAGAGAGAAUCACACAGACCUGAUCAGUGGAACGAAGCAGCUACUGGAUGGAGAAGUGGAGAAAUUGAUAAACUCCAAUGAUCUACCAUACAUUGGUCUGUUCAGAGACACGUGGAGAUGGUCAGAUGGAAGCAGUUUUUCUUUCAGACACUGGAAUGAUGACUUUAACAAUCACCAACCCAACAGUGGUCAAUGUGCCAUGACUAAGUUUGAUGGUGAAGGAAGAUGGAAGAAUGAGAACUGUAAUAUUAGAAAACCCUUCAUUUGUUAUGAUGAUAACAUCAUUGCAUCAGACAAAAGCCUCAACGUUUUGUCAAUAUGA
This is a messenger RNA of Poecilia reticulata (guppy), 976 nucleotides long. NCBI's taxonomy places the organism in Eukaryota, Metazoa, Chordata, Actinopteri, Cyprinodontiformes, Poeciliidae. The record is from RefSeq and is a predicted model, not a curated record.